Molecule: messenger RNA, 3048 nt
Organism: Elephantulus edwardii (Cape elephant shrew)
Lineage: Eukaryota; Metazoa; Chordata; Mammalia; Macroscelidea; Macroscelididae
Gene: NEBL
Product: nebulette
Exons: 28
Coding region: 1-3048 (1015 amino acids)
Biological process (GO): cardiac muscle thin filament assembly
Cellular component (GO): Z disc; focal adhesion
Molecular function (GO): actin filament binding
Source: RefSeq, a predicted model, not a curated record
AUGAGAGACCCAGUGUUUGAUGAUUUGAAAAAUGAAGCUGAAGAGGAAAAAUCAGAGGAUGAAGACAGUAAAGAAGAUGAGGUGAUCUAUAAACCUGUUAUGGAAGACCUGAGCAUGGAAUUGGCCAGAAAAUGCACAGAGCUCAUUAGUGAUAUCCAUUAUAAAGAAGAGCAUAAAAAGUCGAAGGACAAGUGCACAUUUGUGACAGAUACUCCUAUGCUAAACCAUGUGAAAAAUAUUGGUGCAUUUAUUUCUGAGGCCAAGUACAAAGGCACCAUUAAGACAGAUCUUUCCAACUCUCUCUAUAAGCAGAUGCCAGCCACAAUUGACAGUGUCUUUGCAAGAGAAGUUACACAGCUUCAGAGUGAGAUUGCCUACAAGCAGAAGCAUGAUGCUGCCAAAGGAUUUUCAGACUACUCCCACAUGAAGGAGCCACCUGAAGUCAAACAUGCCAUGGAGGUCAAUAAACAUCAGAGUAAUAUUUCUUAUCGAAAAGAUGUGCAAGACACCCACACAUACAGUGCGGAGUUUGACAGACCAGAUAUCAAGAUGGCAACCCAGAUAUCCAAGAUCGUCAGCAAUGCAGAAUACAAAAAAGGACAAGGAGAAAUGAAUAAGGAGCCUGCUGUUAUUGGAAGACCAGACUUUGAACAUGCUGUGGAAGCAUCUAAACUUUCUAGUCAAAUUAAAUACAAAGAGAAAUUUGAUAAUGACAUGAAGGACAAGAAGCAUCAUUACAACCCCCUGGAAACUGCUGCGUUUAGACAGAGCCAGCUUGCCACCAUGCUAGCCAGUGACGUGAAGUACAAAAAAGACGUUAAAAAUUUGCACGAUCCAGUUUCAGAUGUCCCCAAUUUGUUGUUUUUAGAACAUGCUUUGAAAACCACCAAAAUGCUCAGUGGUCGAGAAUAUAAAAAGCUUUUUGAGGAAAACAAAGGACUAUAUCAGUUUGACAUGGAUGCUGCAGAACACCUGCAUCAUAAAGGCAAUGCCACACUCCAGAGCCAGGUUAAAUACAAAGAAGAGUAUGAGAAAAACAAGGGAAAGUCGAUGCUCGAGUUUGUGGAGACACCAUCUUAUCAAGCUUCAAGAGAGGCUCAAAAGAUGCAAAGUGAGAAAGUUUAUAGAGAGAAUUUCGAGAAGGAAAUUAAAGGAAGGUCAUCACUGGACUUAGACAAGACUCCGGAAUUUUUACAUGUCAAGUACAUAACCAACCUUCUGAAGGAGAAAGAAUAUAAGAAAGAUUUGGAAAAUGAAAUAAAGGGGAAAGGAAUGGAUGUUAAUUCAGAAGUUCUGGAUAUUCAAAGAGCAAAACGAGCAUCUGAAAUGGCUAGUGAGAAAGAAUACAAAAAAGACCUGGAGUUAAUGAUUAAAGGGAAGGGAAUGCAAAUUGGCACUGACACCCUUGAGAUACAACGGGCCAAAAAAGCUUCGGAGAUAGCUAGUGAGAAAGACUAUAAAAAGGAUCUGGAGACUGAAAUUAAGGGGAAAGGCAUGCAGGUGGACUCAGACACUCUGGAUAUUCAGCGAGCUAAGAAAGCAUCUGAAAUUGUCAGCCAGAAAGAAUAUAAGAAAGACUUGGAAAAUGAAAUAAAAGGGAAAGGAAUGCAGGUGAGCAUGGAUAUCCCAGAUAUGCUUCGCGCCAAGAGAGCAUCUGAAAUCUAUAGCCAGAAAAAAUAUAAAGAUGAAGCAGAGAAAAUGCUUUCAAACUAUUCUACUGUGUUGGAUACUCCUGAGAUUCAGAGAAUUAAGACAACACAACAAAACAUUAGCACUGUAUUUUAUAAAAAAGAAGUAGGAGCUGGCACAGCAGUAAAAGAUACCCCGGAGAUUGAACGCGUAAAGAAAAAUCAGGAGAAUAUCAGUUCAGUGAAAUACAAAGAAGAAGUGAAACAUGCUACAGCCAUUUCUGAUCCUCCAGAGCUAAAGAGAGUGAAAGAAAACCAAAAGAAUAUCAGCAAUCUUCAGUAUAAAGAGCAGCCCUACAAGGCUACUCCAGUAAGCAUGACACCAGAGAUUGAGAGGGUGCGGAAGAACCAGGAGCAACUGAGUCCGGUUAAAUAUAAAGGAGAGAUUAAACAAGCAACCACAAUUUCUGACCCACCAGAGCUUAAGAGAGUGAAAGAAAACCAGAAGAAUAUCAGCAAUAUUUCUUAUAGAGGUCAGCUGAGCAAAGCCACUGCUUUAAGUGUAACUCCUGAAAUGGAAAGAGUAAAGAAGAAUCAAGAAAAUAUUAGCUCGGUAAAAUACACCCAGGACCAAAAGCAGAUGAAAGGUAGACCAAGUCUUGUUAUCGAUACGCCUGGUCUGAGGCAUGUUAGAGAAGCACAAAACCAUAUUUCAAUGGUAAAGUAUCAUGAGGAUUUUGAAAAGACAAAAGGAAGAGGCUUUACUCCUGUUGUGGAUGACCCUGUGACCGAGCGAGUACGGAAGAACACCCAGGUGGUCAGUGACGCUGCCUACAAAGGCAUCCACCCUCACAUUGUGGAGAUGGAUAGGAGACCUGGCAUCAUCGUUGACCUCAAAAUUUGGCGCACAGAUCCUGGUUCCAUCUUCGACAUUGAUCCCCUGGAAGACAAUAUUCAGUCUAGAAGUCUACAUAUGCUCUCUGAAAAGGCACACCAGUAUAGGCAACACCGGUCUCGCUCUCAUUCCAGCAGUACUUUUGGUACAGGUCUGGGAGAUGACAAGUCAGAAACAUCUGAGAUUUACCCUAGCUUUUCAUGCAGCAGUGAGAUAACAAGACCGUCCGAUGAAGGAGGAGCCCCUGUUCUUCCUGGAGCCUACCAGCAAAGCCAUUCCCAAGGCUAUGGAUACAUGCACCAGACCAGUAUGUCGUCCAUGAGGUCAAUGCAGCAUUCACCAAAUCUAAGGACAUACCGAGCCAUGUACGAUUAUAGUGCCCAGGAUGAAGAUGAGGUCUCCUUCAGGGACGGUGACUACAUUGUCAACGUGCAGCCCAUCGAUGAGGGCUGGAUGUAUGGCACUGUGCAGAGAACUGGGAAAACAGGGAUGCUCCCAGCGAAUUACAUCGAGUUUGUUAAUUAA